AUGCCUCCUGUAAAAAGAACUAGACGGUGUAAUUUAUAUGGUGGUAGCCCUUCUGAUCUUCCUAUUGCAGAUCUAGCAACUUAUGGUGAUGUAGCAAGAUUUUUCUACAAAUUAAAAGAUUUAGAUGGAAAGUUUCAAAUAGGAGGUAUUGAUAACUCUGUUUUAUCACCUACUUCAAGAAAAACAAAGCAAACAAAAGCUUCUGAUGAAGAAAUUUAUAUUAAAGAGUUUGACACAAUCAUGGAUUCAGAUCAGAGUGAAACUUCAAUUUCAUCAUUAAAUCAGACUAGAUCAAAGAACUAUAACACUACCCACUAUCCCAAAUUUGCUUUAGAGGUAAUUAGAUAUGGAAUAUCAGAUGAAGCAGCUGCCGCUGUAGCUAAUGCUCUACUUCAAGAUAUUGGUUAUCUACAUCUAAAUGAUGUAAUUGAUCCAAGUAAAAUGAAAAGAGAGAAAAAACGAGUAUGCUUUAAUGCUAGUUUUGAGCAAUCUAAAGUUUCAAAUAUAAAGGAACAGAGAGAUAUUGACGGUGAAAUAAAUCUUUGUAAAUCUACUAGCACUGUAGACCACUUGACAUUCACAAUUGAAUCAGGCGAGUUGCAAGGUCAAUAUCUAAAGCACAUAGAUGUACCUAAAGAAAAAGGUAAAGGAAAAGAUCUUGCUGAAUUUACCUGUAAUGUUCUCAAGGAGUUUAAGAGUGAUAAAAGUAUCCAGGCAAUAAUUUUGGACAAUACAAGUGUUAAUACAGGUAAAGAUAAUGGUUUAGUUGCUUGUCUUGAAAGAAUAUUGAAAAGAAGAAUUCAUUUAAUUGGCUGUCUUCUACAUGUUAACGAGUUACCAUUGCAUCAUUUAAUUUCUAAACUUGAUGGUUCUUCUAAUAGCUCAAAUGAUUAUUUGGGACCAGUUGGAAAAUCUUUGACAAAUCCAAUUCAUUUAAAUUUAACUGUUGACUUCAUACAAGUUGAGACAGACAUUGAAUAUCCUCCUCUGUGUGUCAUUAAAGACCUCUCUGCUGACCAGAGAAUGCUACUGGAAUAUAGUAUUGGAAUUUCUAGAGAGUUUUCAGACAAUAAGUAUCUGAGAAAAAAAAUAGGCCCUAUUUGUCAUGCAAGGUGGCUGACAACAGCAGUACGGAUCUUGGCACUAUACACAAGAACAAUCAAUCCCAGUAGAGAGCUCAAAAUCUUUGUUGAAUAUAUUCAAACAGUAUAUACUCCUAUGUGGUUUAAUAUUAAAAAGUCUAAGAGUUUCACAGAGGGUCCUAAACUUAUUUUCCAAUUUAUUCAGCGGAUUUUGAGGUUGGAUACUGAAGUUCAAAAUAUUACAUUGCCCAUAAUUUAUAGAAACUCUUUUUGUCUCCAACCUGAAAAUUCUAUUGCUGCUCUACUUUAUUCUGAAGAACAGGUUUAUAGAACAAUUGCUGUUGUUAAGAUUUUGGAAACAAGAAAAACUCUAAUUAAGGAUCCUAAAAAUGGAUUAAAAGAUGGUAUUAGGGUUAAUGCCAUUCCAAUUAUUGAUUGUAGAUGUAAAAACUGGUCAAAAUUAAUAAAUCUGUAUGAUAUAGACUGUUUUGAGCCCCCUUGUGUGGAAGAUAUAUUAAAUGAGGAGCUUUUGAAUAUAAUACCGAAUCAGGGAAAGGCUCCCAACUUUCCAUGCCACUCGCAAACGGUCGAAAGAACAGUGAAAAUGACUUCUGAUGCUAGCGGAAAAUUUAUUUAAAAAUUAUUAUAAGAAAAGAAGUGCUUAUAUUCUAGCUAAAUGCCAAAGUCAAAAGAAACGAAAAUAUUUUAGAACAAAGAAAGAUUAUACAUUGUAAUUUGUUAUCAUUUCUUUAAAUUAAUCUAUUUGGUAAUA
Messenger RNA from Hydra vulgaris (swiftwater hydra), 1854 nucleotides. The record is from RefSeq and is a predicted model, not a curated record. Lineage: Eukaryota; Metazoa; Cnidaria; Hydrozoa; Anthoathecata; Hydridae.